Messenger RNA from Ipomoea triloba (trilobed morning glory), 1286 nucleotides. RefSeq names its product probable 2-carboxy-D-arabinitol-1-phosphatase. The coding region runs from base 119 to 994 and encodes 291 amino acids. Gene Ontology annotation, molecular function: phosphatase activity. Lineage: Eukaryota; Viridiplantae; Streptophyta; Magnoliopsida; Solanales; Convolvulaceae. The record is from RefSeq and is a predicted model, not a curated record. The transcript is spliced from 7 exons.
AUAACCUCCCUAUCCCACAAUCUCCACCAGUGGUAAUGGAAGAAAACCCAAACCUGGAAAAAACAUUCUUAAACAUUUCAAGAACCAGUUUUGAUUGAGCUUUUUGAGGUUUCCCAGGAUGUCUACUUGCAGAGCUCUUGUUACCUGUCCUUAUUUUCCUCGAACUUCCACUCCAAACUCCAAGAAAUCCUCUAAGGUUCAUGCUGGUAACUCUGGCUUCACCUGUAGGGUUCUGUGCUCCACUUCAACUCCAGAGCUGCCCACCACAACAACAGAAAAAGUUGGAAAUGAUAUUCCCUUGACCGGGAGCGCAUAUGAUUUCUAUAGAGCAACGAAGUCGCUGACUCAGAAGGCGUUAUCUUCGCCAAAAAAGGUCACACUUGUGCGACACGGAUUCAGUACUUGGAACGAAGAAGGUAGAGUGCAGGGAAGCUCGAAUCUAUCUGUCCUGACAGAACAAGGAGUUAUGCAAGCCCAUCGGUGUAGAAAGGCAAUCGAGGAGAUACACUUCGACCAAUGCUUUGCAAGUCCAAUCUCGCGUGCAAAGUCCACAGCCGAGAUUAUAUGGCAGGGGAGGGAGCAGCCUCUCGUUUUUCUUGAUUCGUUGAAGGAGGCUCAUCUCUACUUCCUCGAAGGCAUGAAAAAUGAGGAUGCCAAGCAGAUAUACCCGAAGGAGUACACAACGUGGCGUGAGGAUCCCGCUAAUUUCUGCGUGGAUGGCGUCUACCCUCUCGAGAAACUAUGGCAAAGGGCACGCGAGGCUUGGAAGGAAAUACUACUCUCUCCUGGCGACCACUUCCUCGUCGUGACUCACAAAUCGAUUCUGAGGGCACUGAUCUGCACAGCUCUUGGAUUAGGGCCUGAAAGGUUUCGCUCGGUCGAUGUGAACAAUGGAGGGUUGUCUGUGUUUAGCAUCAACAAACAAGGAGAAGCCAUGCUCAAAUCCUUGAACAUGACUGCCCACAUGUACACAGACCACAUUUAUCACUACUGAGAUGAUGAAAUAAGACCACCAUUGAUGCUAAUAUGAUGUGCAUAGUCUGAACAAAUGCAGAACUUUGACAUGUAUUAUUAGGUUAUCCAAAGGACUUAGAGUUCUGCUACAUGGAAUUCCGAAGCCGGGAUGGAACGGUCAAGAGCGUAUUACUAAUGACCAUUCACUCUUAUCUUGUCACGUCAAACAGGAUUUGUUUCCUGAUAAUACAAAUAGUUAUUUUCUGAUGAACUAAUAAUGUUUCUGGUAAGUACAACUUUAAUGCAAGAUCACUACUAGUAGGCGGCAUUAA